ACGGCGUUCGUGUUCCCCGUUGCCUUUUCCAAAAAUUUUGUUCCCAUGGUUUCCCAAACAAAACCGCAGAGUUACCCCAAUCUCCCGGACAUCUGAGAACCCACCCCACGCGCCGGUGACCUUCUGGUGGAGCCACGGGCUUCAAGUCAAACUAAUCUUCUUCUCGGACGAACACAAGAACGAAGUCCCAACCGAGCGAUUCGGAACCGUACCGGUGUCGCAUAUAUCUGUUCAGUGCUUAUGCUAAUUUUGAGCGCUAGUUCUGCAGAUCAGACUUCUUCGUGAAGUUCAUUUUUACUACUAGUCAUGGGUGCUCCUAAGCAAAAGUGGACUUCAGAAGAAGAAACAGCCCUUAAAGCUGGAGUUGUAAAGCAUGGCGCCGGAAAAUGGCGUACCAUACUUAAAGAUCCAGAAUUUAGUGGUGUUUUGUAUCUGCGAUCAAAUGUUGAUCUUAAGGAUAAGUGGAGAAAUAUGAGUGUUAUGGCAAAUGGAUGGGGCUCCAGGGAGAAGGCAAGGAUAGCACUUAGAAGGAUGCAGCAUGUCCCUAAACAAGAUGAAAACCAAACAGCUCCCAGUUCAGCUGUUCAGAGUGAUGAAGAAUCUGUGGAUGCCAAGCCUCUUACAAUUUCUAGUGAUGUGCAGCAGUUUUCUGGUUCAAAAAGGUCUAUUGUAAGGUUGGACAAUCUUAUAAUGGAGGCUAUAACUAGCUUGAAGGAGCCUGGUGGUUCUAAUAAGACAUCUAUUACUACAUAUAUAGAGGAACAAUAUUGGGCUCCUCCAGACUUUAAAAGGCUAUUGUCAGCAAAGUUAAAGUUUUUGACAGCAAGUGGGAAACUGAUUAAGGUCAAACGCAAGUAUAGGAUUGCAUCUGCUUCAGCAGUUUUUGAUAGAAGAAGGAACUCCAACAUGUUACUGUUGGAUGGACGGCAGGGAGUUUCUCCAAAGUUUGAAAAGGACGAAUCCACCAUGCUUUUGAAAUCCCAGAUUGAUUUAGAGUUAGCCAAGAUGAGGACCAUGACGGCACAAGAGGCUGCUGCAGCUGCUGCCCUAGCAGUUGCAGAGGCAGAGGCUGCCAUUGCAGAAGCUGAAGAAGCAGCAAAGGAGGCAGAGGCUGCAGAAGCUGAUGCAGAAGCAGCACAAGCUUUUGCAGAAGCAGCAAUGAAGACCCUGAAAGGGAGAAACGCCCCAAAGAUGAUGGUCCGAGCUUGAUUGCAAAUUCAAUAGAAGAUCACAAAGAGCACAUAGACCAGAAUCUUUUGGAUUGACAUGUCUUUGCUGACACAGUCUGUAAUUUUAAGUUAGGGCCAGGCCAUUGUUGUAGGUUUAAUUUCACUGGUGGAUGCUGAUGAAUUGGAAUUAGUUUAUGAAAUAGUUGAUAUCAUUACAGAAACUCUCUAGUUCAUCAUGGUGUUAUAUUUAUUGAUGCACAAAAAUAUAGAAAAUAAGAACUUUAUCGAGAUAGGGAAGUCUGUCAUGUAACUUGGGGGUUGAUUGCAUAUAAGGAAAGUGCAUAGAUUGGAGUAUGGUUAUGACUGUUCUAUGAUACAUCCCUGUCAACCCAAGUAUAUCUUAGUUUUUUCCAUCCACAAAAAAAAAAAAACGUAUGCUCGAGCUUUCAAGUUAGAUGGAAAUGUGAAGCUGGGUUAUAGAUACUCUGGGGGUAAUGUCUGGUAUGACGAUAGAUCUUGAACGGUAAUUACCAAAAAGUUUGAUCUUGAAUUGUUGGGAGUAUAGAUCUGUUAAUUGGAAUCUGAUUUGAUUGGAUUGAACUACCAAUCAGAAAUAUGAUUAGGUUGGACCAAUCAGAUAUAAAAUAGUUAAAAAGAGUCUAAUUCAGUUUUUGUAGCAUUUUGACUUGAGUGCCAAAAUUAUUAUCUAUUCAACUAGAUUUUUAGUUUUAAUUUUGUAAGAGGAUAUGACUUGUUUGAUACCCAAUAUAUUUUUAUAUUAUGUUUU
Messenger RNA from Ziziphus jujuba (common jujube), 1956 nucleotides. RefSeq names its product telomere repeat-binding factor 1. Gene Ontology annotation, cellular component: nucleosome. Gene Ontology annotation, molecular function: double-stranded telomeric DNA binding. The record is from RefSeq and is a predicted model, not a curated record. NCBI's taxonomy places the organism in Eukaryota, Viridiplantae, Streptophyta, Magnoliopsida, Rosales, Rhamnaceae. The transcript is spliced from 7 exons. Bases 307 to 1209 code for a protein of 300 amino acids. Gene Ontology annotation, biological process: nucleosome assembly.